UUUUUCUCUACUCUACUACAAGAACCACAGACCCAAUAUCAUAUAAACGAAUAUCAACAUGCCGAGCGGUACAGCCAUGUCAACGACUCAUGAAUUCGCCGGUGUCCUAUUCGAUUUCGACGGAACAAUAAUUGACUCCACUGAAGCUAUUGUUGAGAAUUGGAGAAGAAUCGGCGAAGAAAUAGGCAUUGGCCACGAGGUGAUCCUGCAAACAUCACAUGGUAGACGCAGUAUCGAUGUUCUGAAGGACCUUGAUCCAAGCAGAGCCAAUUGGGAAUACAUAAGCGCCAUGGAAAGCAAAAUACCUUCCCUGUGCAAGAAUCCUGCCAUUGAAAUCCCGGGUUCACGGGCUCUUCUUGAGACACUUGACAGUCUUCACACACCUUGGGCAAUCGUAACAUCAGGCACCAAUGCUCUCUUGAAUGGCUGGCUCAAUGUACUGGGUUUACCUCGGCCUCAGGAGGUCACCGUCGCAGAGGAUGUCAAAAUUGGCAAGCCCGACCCAGAAGGUUACUAUAAAGCUCGCACUCGGCUGCUUCAACGCAGCGGAGGCGAGAUAAGGGACGUUCUAGUCGUCGAGGAUGCUCCAGCCGGUGUAAAAGCAGGGAAAUUGGCUGGAUGUUACGUUUUAGCUGUGACAGCCACACACACUGUUGAUCAGCUGAAAGCGGCUGGUGCUGACUGGGUGAUUCCUGACCAUCGAUUUGUAGAAGUACGGAGGAAGGCUGAGUCGCAGUCCAUUUUUACUUUUACUUUUAACAACGUUUACUAGAAAGUAAGCGUUAUGAUAUUGUACGUAUUCACUAACGGUACG
Messenger RNA from Aspergillus pseudotamarii, 814 nucleotides. RefSeq names its product HAD family hydrolase. The transcript is spliced from 4 exons. The record is from RefSeq and is a predicted model, not a curated record. The coding region runs from base 59 to 772 and encodes 237 amino acids. Lineage: Eukaryota; Fungi; Ascomycota; Eurotiomycetes; Eurotiales; Aspergillaceae. Gene Ontology annotation, molecular function: beta-phosphoglucomutase activity; sugar-phosphatase activity.